Messenger RNA from Callorhinchus milii (elephant shark), 2137 nucleotides. Its product is annotated as pregnancy-specific beta-1-glycoprotein 4-like. NCBI's taxonomy places the organism in Eukaryota, Metazoa, Chordata, Chondrichthyes, Chimaeriformes, Callorhinchidae. The transcript is spliced from 10 exons. The record is from RefSeq and is a predicted model, not a curated record. The coding region runs from base 41 to 2137 and encodes 698 amino acids.
CCAUAUUCAGUUUGUCUCUGUCUCUCUCCCUAACGUGUAUAUGUGGUGGUUUCCAGCCGCGAGGAUGUUGGUGGCUGCUCUGCUCAUUCUGGUCACUAAUCUGAAGCAGGUGGGAGCUUUCAGUCUGACCGUCACUGAGAGUCAGAUAGAAGCCACAGCCGGACAAUCUGUGUACUUCCUGGUAAUGCCCAGUGAACAGGGAAGUUUUAGUAUAACAUGGAAAGUCAACACCAGCUCCACAAUCGCAACAGCACAGGGAACAACAGUGAAGUACUAUGGAGACUACCAGGGUCGGGCUGAGCUUUACCCCAACAAUGCCACUCUACGUCUGGACACAGUGACUCCGGCUGAUUCCGGUUCGUACUCAGUGUCUGUGUAUGACUUAAUCCUCGGAGCAGCCUCAGCAGAUUUACAACUGCGUGUUCACACUCUGCUGUCCAAUGUGAGCAUCAGCCUGAGUCCAGACAAGGAGAUAUUUAUCGAGAAUAAAGACACAGUGACACUAAGAUGUACAGCGAUGGGAUUGUUCCCCACCUAUUCCUGGGCACUGGAUGGACACCCGUUACCUGUAACCCCACGUUACACACUGUCUGCAGCUAAUAGCACUCUGACAAUCAGCCCCGUACACAGGAGCGACAGUGGAGGGUUUAUCUGCACGGCCAGUAACCUGGUGGGCAGUGACAGCAGCAAACCAGUGGCCCUAACCAUACAAGCCUUGGUGUCCAAUGUGAGCAUCAGCCUGAGUCCAGACGGGGAGAUGAUGAUAGAGAAUAAGGACACAGUGACACUGAGAUGUACAUCGAUGGGAUCGUUCCCCACCUAUUCCUGGGCACUGGCUGGACACCCGUUACCUGUAACCCCACGUUACACACUGUCUGCAGAUAAUAGCACUCUGACAAUCAGCCCCGUACACAGGAGCGACAGUGGAGGGUUUAUCUGCACGGCCAGUAACCUGGUGAGCAGUGACAGCAGCAAACCAGUGAAGCUGGUGAUAACUUAUGGCCCUGAUCCACCCACAGUUGAAGUGAUCGGGCUGGAGCUAUGUGACAGCUUCUUCCCAGGACAGUACUGUGGGAAGGAGGGAGAUUUAGUGACACUCAACUGUCAGACGAAAUGUUUCCCAGAGUGUAACUACACGUGGACACAUAACACCGCGGUCAUUGCCGGCAACACCUCACAGCUGCCUAUAGAGAGCCUCACGUUCCAAAGCAGCGGGGAUUACACUUGCAAUGUGGAGAGCGAUUACACCACGAUUAGCCGCACGGAGAAGGUUUCAAUCCUCGUGUACAGGACUCCCACACAGCAGAUCACAUGCGGAGCAGCGGAUAAAGGAACAGCAGUGGGGUUGAUGUGCUCCUGGGCUGGUGGGGUGCCAGACACUGUCCUUCAGCUGAAGGUCGGACAGACGAUUGUCAAUGGGACAAACGAGGGGAAUGUCACCAUCACAAAGGAUCAGCUCAGCUCCCGAGAGAUCUUCACAUGUGUUGGACGCCAUGUUGUCUCUGACAGUCAAUGCUCUAUAGUCAUUGAUAAACCCCAGAGAGCGUCAGGGUCUGAGCCUCAGGUGGAAGUGGGGAAGGAGGCAGAUGUGACCUUAGACGUGUCACUGACAGACACAGUGCGGGUGUCAGACCCUGGCCUGCUGCCCGCACACUUUACAUGGUCGAAGGAAGACAACUCCAUCACUGGCUCUGACGACAAGUUCAACAUCACCUCAGGACUAACCUUCUCUAAACUGCUCAUCAGUAAAUUCCAGGCAACCGAUCAGGGCACAUAUCAAUGCCGUGUCACUAACGCAAUGGGAGAGAACUCUUCCAAUUUGACAGAGACAGUGAAGGUGUUUCUCUCCGCAGUGAAUGUGGCCCUGAUAGUGGGGACAAUAGUGGGGGCUGUGGCUGUGGUGGUCAUUGCAACACUCGCUGUGGUGUACGUUUACAGGAAACGUAAGGAAGCCAAAACACAGCAAGAGACAGAGGGUGAACCACACUACGAGACCAUUGAUGUCAGAGCUUCCUCUGCCAAUGUCUCCCAGAAGGAUUCAGGCCCUUACAUGGUGAGGAAACAAAUGGCUGACACGGACAGUGUGUCAGCCCGGCUCAGUCUCUUGCUGUCCCACCUCUGUCCUUUACGACCCUAA